Messenger RNA from Gryllus bimaculatus (two-spotted cricket), 1554 nucleotides. Lineage: Eukaryota; Metazoa; Arthropoda; Insecta; Orthoptera; Gryllidae. The record is from the annotation of a GenBank genome assembly.
AUGAGGGGGCUGGUGGAUGGGCGGGGAAGAUGGCAGAAGGGAGGAGGAGGAGAGCCGGUGAUGAGUGAGAGCAAGACUAUGAACUUCUAUGAAGACGACGCGGACGAUGUUGGGGCAACGAGGAGCAGGGCAGACUCGAAAGGCUGUAGUCAACAGCGGCGUCGCUUUGGCGAUUGGGACAAUUCAUUUGUGACGGACAUCGGGGCCGUGAAGAAGCUCGACUUCUUUGUGAAUUAUCGCAGGAGGAAGACGGCGAGCCGGCAGAGCAGCGCCGCGGACGCCGUGGCUUCCGGGGCGGCGCUCGUGUCGUACUGGAGCGCGAGCGGCGGCGGCUGCGGCCGCUGCCCCGCCGGCCCGCGCAGCGCGGAGUCGGUGUUCGCCGACACGGCGGUCAUCCGCGACUGGGGCGCGCCCCACCGCACGCAGCUCUUCUUCGCCAACACGGCGUACGCCGUCUGCGACAGCGCUCGCGGCCUCGUGGAGGAGCUGGACCCGGUGCUGGCGGCCGAGAUGACGCCAACUACUCAUCCAUCCGCGGCCAAGCAUCACAUGCUCUCGUGGCUGAAUCAAAAAGCUCGCCGUUUCUUUUCGUCGGCCAGUUUAAAGGCCUUCAACGUUGUGGCGCCCAGCGGCGCGCGCUACUCCCCUACCGACCCGCGCCACCCCCCGGGCGUUUCCUGCUCUAAGCUCCGGCGCCGGCCUCGCGCCUGGCCAUCACUGCCCGCCCUGCUACCGCCUGCUCCGGCCUUGGCUGCUGCCCGCCCUGCUUCCGCCUGCUCCGCCCCCUCUCAGCGGCGCCCUCACAGGGCCUUCGCACGCCGCCCACAGCCGUUCUCGCCGCCUGCCUCGCUCUGCCCCGCCCCUCACUUUCAGCCGCCGCCUCACAAGCAUCCGCGCCCCGCCCGAAAGCGCUGCCGCUCUCCCCGCCCUGCUCCGCUCUGCCCCGCCUUGCCCCACCCUCUCAGGCGAUCGCUCUCGCGGCCUUCGCUCGCCGCCCACGCCGUUCUCUACCCGCCCCACACUUUUCAGCGCCGCUCAACAAGCUUUCAAGCGCGCUGCCGCUCUCUCCCGCCCUGCACCGCUCUGCCUCCUUUACCCACCCCGCCACUCUUUAUAUCGACGCUCAACAAGGCCCCGCGCCGCCACCGCUCUCCACGCCCUGCCCGCUCUGCCCGCCCCAGGCCCCGCAAGCGCCCCGUAACUUGGUCCAGCCGCGCCCAACAAGCCUGCGCGCGCCUGCCUCCGCCCCCCAUCGCUCGCUCCGCUUCACCGCGCCCAGCCCCGCGCCUCCCUGCGCUGCCUCACAAGUCUCCACGCCCCGCCACCGUUCGCGCCCGCCCGGCAAGCCCGCGCCUCUCUGCGUGCUUCGCGCAGACCUUACGAACGUACGCCGCCGUCUGCCGCCUUCUAGCCCUCGCGUGCCGCCCCGCCACGCGCGCGCCCCACGUGGCAUCUACACCCGUCCCCGCAUCGUCCUGCAGUUGCCCGAACCCCCUUGCGCUGCCCUGCCCCAGCACCGCAAUAUGGGAUGUCCGGCAAGCAAAACCAUCGUGA